This is a messenger RNA of Haemorhous mexicanus (house finch), 6371 nucleotides long. RefSeq names its product mannosidase alpha class 1A member 2 (gene MAN1A2). The transcript is spliced from 13 exons. The record is from RefSeq and is a predicted model, not a curated record. Bases 151 to 2082 code for a protein of 643 amino acids. Lineage: Eukaryota; Metazoa; Chordata; Aves; Passeriformes; Fringillidae. Gene Ontology annotation, cellular component: endoplasmic reticulum; extracellular exosome; Golgi membrane. Gene Ontology annotation, biological process: carbohydrate metabolic process; N-glycan processing. Gene Ontology annotation, molecular function: calcium ion binding; mannosyl-oligosaccharide 1,2-alpha-mannosidase activity.
CGGCCUCCCCCCCCGUUCUCCCUUCCUCCGGCACCCGCGGGGAGGAUGGUGAUGGUGCAGCCGCCCGCAGCCCCCGAGGCGGGCCGGGGCCGCCCUCCGCAGGGGCUGAGGGGAUGAGCCGUGCCCCGCCGGGGGGUCGCUAGCGGAAGGAUGACCACUCCCGCCCUGCUGCCGCUCUCCGGGCGGAGGCUGCCCCCGCUGAACCUGGGGGCCUCCGCCUUCCCGCACCACAGGGCUACCUUGAGACUCUCCGAAAAAUUUAUCCUGCUCCUUAUUCUUAGUGCCUUCAUCACCCUGUGCUUCGGGGCGUUCUUCUUCCUCCCCGACUCCUCGAAGCACAAGCGCUUUGACCUGGGCUUGGAGGAUGUGCUCAUUCCCCACGUGGACACCAGCAAAGGGGGCAAGAACCUCGGCGGCUUCCUCAUCCACGGGCAAGGGCACGACGAGCACCGGCACAGAGAAGAAGAGGAACGUCUGAGAAAUAAGAUCCGAGCAGAUCAUGAAAAGGCUCUGGAAGAGGCUAAGGAGAAAUUGAAGAAAUCACGGGAUGAGAUUCAAGCUGAGAUUCAGACAGAAAAGAACAAAGUAGUGCAAGAAUUGAAAAAGAAAGACAGCAAGCCACUGCCCCCUGUUCCUUUACCAAACCUGAUAGGGAUAAACAGCGGAGAACCAGCAGACCCAGAUAUCCGAGAGAAGAGGAACAAAAUUAAAGAGAUGAUGAAGCAUGCCUGGGACAAUUAUAGGCAAUAUGGAUGGGGACAUAAUGAGCUCAAGCCAAUUGCCCGGAAAGGACAUUCCACCAACAUAUUUGGAAACUCACAAAUGGGUGCUACCAUAGUAGAUGCAUUGGAUACUCUUUAUAUCAUGGGACUUCACGAUGAAUUCAGAGAAGGACAAGAAUGGAUUGACAAAAAUCUUGAUUUCAGUGUGAAUUCUGAAGUGUCUGUUUUUGAGGUCAAUAUUCGCUUCAUUGGUGGUCUUCUAGCAGCAUACUACCUUUCAGGACAAGAGGUUUUCAAGAUCAAAGCAGUGCAACUGGCAGGAAAACUUCUUCCAGCCUUCAACACACCUACGGGUAUACCAUGGGCAAUGGUGAAUCUGAAAAGUGGUGUUGGUCGAAACUGGGGCUGGGCUUCUGCUGGCAGCAGCAUCCUUGCUGAGUUUGGUACUCUGCACAUGGAAUUUGUCCACCUCAGCUAUUUGACAGGGGACCCUGUAUAUUACAACAAGGUCAUGCACAUUCGGAAGUUACUUCAAAAAAUGGAUCGUCCUAAUGGACUUUAUCCAAAUUAUUUGAAUCCAAGAACAGGCCGGUGGGGUCAGCAUCACACAUCCGUGGGCGGGCUGGGAGACAGUUUUUAUGAAUAUUUAUUGAAAGCCUGGCUUAUGUCAGACAAGAUGGACACGGAGGCAAGGAAAAUGUACGACGAUGCAAUUGAGGCCAUAGAAAAACAUCUCGUCAGAAAGUCCAAUGGAGGACUGACCUUCAUUGGGGAGUGGAAGAACGGGCAUCUUGAAAGAAAGAUGGGCCAUUUGACCUGUUUUGCAGGGGGAAUGUUUGCCCUUGGAGCAGAUGGUUCCAGAGAUGAUAAAGCUGGACACUAUUUGCAGCUUGGAGCUGAAAUUGCACAUACAUGUCAUGAGUCGUAUGACAGGACAACACUAAAGCUGGGCCCAGAAGCAUUCAAAUUUGAUGGUGGCGUGGAGGCGGUGGCAGUGCGGCAGAAUGAGAAGUAUUACAUCCUAAGGCCAGAGGUGAUUGAGACCUACUGGUAUAUGUGGAGAUUCACCCACGAUCCCAAGUACAGGCAGUGGGGCUGGGAGGCAGCACAGGCAAUUGACAAGUAUUGCCGAGUUAGUGGUGGCUUUUCUGGUGUCAAGGAUGUGUAUUCCUCAUCUCCUACAUAUGAUGAUGUACAGCAGAGCUUUUUCCUUGCUGAAACUUUGAAGUAUUUGUAUCUGCUUUUCUCCAACGAUGAUCUUCUACCAUUAGACAACUGGGUUUUUAACACAGAAGCUCAUCCUCUGCCUGUUUUACAUUUAGCCAACACCACACUGUCAGGAAAUCCUGCAUAUCGAUAAAAACAGCUCUAUGAAGAGGAAGAGAGACUGUUUUCAGCUCUGUUUUGUUUACAUGGACCACUUGAGACUUUAGCAGGAGGGGAGACAGACAGACAGACACUUGGUAAACCUAGACCCCCGAGUCAAGCAAGUAUUGGCAUGGGAAACGAAGCUCUUCAACAUAUGAAUAAGUUAAAAGUUCUGUUUUAUACAUGACCAAAACACGUGAGUGUGAUUUUUGCAGGACGGAGACUUCACACGCUUUGAACCCUGGCAAGACAUGGAAUCUACAGAUAAUAUUAAUGCAGCAGCACUAAUAAGAAAGAAAAGGCUUUCCCAUCCAGGGAGAGGAACUUGCUGCUUGCUGUUGCAAGGAACAACACACAGUCACCUCUUCAGAUUGGGUGGGUUCCAAAUACCUAGGUUUUCUUUUCCUUUCUUUUUUUCUUUUCAAAAUUUUUUAUGAUGGCAUGAACAAAGCAACACCACUGCACCAGCAGCAUCAGGAUUUGAAUUUCUUUCUGUACCUGUCUGAAUUUUCUAAGGAGCAUCUGUCCAGAUUGGCAGCCAUUCUCAGAGCCUCUUAUCUGUUAGACCUAAAGUACAAAAAGUAUUGCCUCCUCAUUUUCCCUUUUCAAAAUAAUGCUUAUAACCAAAAAGAAAAAAAAUUUGGUUUGUAGUUCACUGUCAGCAGAGUGGGCUUAGUUCAUUUGGCAAGCUCAGGCAGAGUCUGGAGCACAUCACAGGAGUAGGAAGGAGCCUAAGUUUCCCUUCCUCACAAAUUAUGUCACAUGAAAAAAACCAUUCUCCUCUUAGUCCUGGUUCUUUUAGCUAAAUAAACAGAGAUGACAGCAUGAGCAUAACUAUUUCAUGAUUUAUAUAGGAGGAUACAGUGUAGGGAACUAAAAGGAGCUCCCCUUGAGCUAAGCAGUGAGAGCUUGUUGCUCUGUGUUUUUGUACACAAUCUGUUACAUUUCAUUCUUUGGAUUCUAUUCACAGAAUCUUCUCUGCAGGUAUAUGGGUGUCUGACAGAAGCCUAAAACUGCCUUUGAUUUACUUUAUAAAACUUGCUUUUCUUCUGGGUGCUCCAGUACAAAUCCAGCAUGAUUUUUGGAAGCAUCCUGAUAUCUCUCAUGUGUGACUGGAAAAAGAAACUGAAGAGUCUCUUUUUCAUUAAUUUAUGAUGCUGCUAAAUGCAUAGGGUAUUUUCAAGUGCUUCAUGGCUGGGCUGGAUAGUAUCCUUAAAUGGAGUCUUUUUCAAUUUUCAUUUAUUUGCUAGAAAAAGUUUCAUCCUUCCAGAUUUUUUAUGUUUUCAGUUUUGUCUUCCUCAAUCUCUUUUACUGUUAUUCAGAACCCUUACAGCUCAAACUAUUCUUUUUAUUCCCCUAUAGAGCUCUCAAAUCUUUUUGCCAUGGUGACUGGCCCCUUUGCUGACAAACAGCCUUUAGGUGCAGGUUUCCCUCCUAAUUCGUGCACAGGUUCAGUCUUUAAAAAAUCUUGAUGAUGUUUUUGUACUGAAGCAAGUGGGAGAACUCUUUAGUGAGCUACAGCAGUACAGCAACAGAUUUAAAGGGAGUGAGUGCUAUUUUCCCUCCUCAAAAAUGUUUUUAAAUGAAGUUUUUUAUAAAAAGACUUUGCUCCUUAUCAUAUUAUAAUGCAUCUGACUGUAGAGUUUCCCCCCAAAAUUAAUCUUCGUUUGUCACUUACUUAGACAUAGAAAUCAUCAUAUGAUCUAAGUAAAAAUGCUGUCAGAUGCUUUUUCCCAGACAGUUUCUUUAGUUUAAGAGGAAGAAAACAUGGGGCUUGAGAAAAGUUUCAGUCUCAAUGUUUGUACCUUCAUACCAGUUACUUUGUUACUGUAAUUUGCAGCAGUAUCCUAAAAAUAAUUUGAGAACUUAUAAAGUAAUUGGUAUAGUAAAUAAUGCUGAUUUCAGUAAUUGUUUAUUUAAAAUUAGAAAUAGCUUAAUAAAUGGAUUCUUCUUACUGGCCCCACAUUAAUAUAUUUUUCUAAUUAUUAUUCAGUGACUUACUGAAGAACUAGUAGUUUUUCAUUUUCCCAAGUUCAGAUAUGCUGUGUUUUCAAAUUGUUUUUCUGAUCCUAUGAGAACUGUUAUUAGUUUAAAACUGCACUCGAUUGCCUUGUUCUCCUACAUGUCUCUGGGUGUAUAGAAGAAAGAGGAAAAGCAGGCCCUUCUGUUUAGAAAACAAGAAAGAAAGAAAGAAUUAAAAAUAAUAAAAACACUUUCUGCCCCAUAGACCCAUCCUGUAUUCCUCAUGUUAAAUGCAUGUGUAGAAUGGCUGCCAGUCUGUUCAGAGAGAUGUCAAGGAGUCCCAGAAACAGCAAACUUGCCUCUCCUCCUCCAUCCCCCUCUUGUGAAUUAAAGAGGAACCCUUCAAAUUUAACUUCUCCAUGAAUCCCAGUGGGUUAACUUGCUGCCACAGGAAUGCCUGAAUUGAAGACUAAGCCAUUUCAUGUUAUGGGAUGGUGUUCUUCUCAAAGCAGAUGUACAGUACUGCUAUUUCUUCUUUGUGUGGAUAAGCAGCAGGUACCAAAUAAAGGACACUUGUUUCUUGUUUUCCAGUUACCCCAAUAACAGUCAGUUUAUUCUCCAUCACUCUUUAAAAUACCAGCUGGCCUUUUCCUCCAGAAGCUAAUGAUGUGCAGAGUCUAUCAAAAACGAUGCAUUUUAAGGACUAAUUGCUGUGUCUUUCAUAAAUUUCAUUCUGAGAUUGCCUAGAUCAAGCAGAGUUUGGAGGUUAUGGGUUCUGGCUGAGGUACACACUUUAUUACCAAGCACCACAGAUACUGAAACUUCUAACUGAAGUGAUGUGCCCUCCUUCUGAAUCCUUCACAGAAAAGUAGGUUCUGAUCUGCAAAAUGGCAUUAUGUGCAACCCAAAGUUCAGACUGUUUUCCCUCUGGGUACAUAAGGUACAGUAGAAUGUUGCCAUUUCAUUCUGUUGCUGCUGUCUUACUUUCUUGAAGAUAAGAGUGUAAAUUUAAGCACAAAAAUGACUUUUUAGUCCUAGCUGUUUCUGAGUCUUGCACUGUACUCUCUAACAAAACAAUCCUCAUUUUCUCUAGGUAGCUGUCCCAUUUUACAACUUCUACAAUACCCUUUCCCCUUACAGAAUGAAAUAAAAAACAGAAAAUCAUGUGCAUUUCUGGCACACUGGAUUUGGGCAAGAGCCUGGAAAUCCCAAAAUUGUCUAUUUCCUGUUUGCAUGCAGUCAAAACAAGGAUGUAUGGUUCUUUUCCUAAUCCAAGCCUCAAAAAAGAGCUUGACUUUUCAGAGAGGCCAGAUUUCUGCAGCUUCCAUUAACAACCCUGGAGCUGUGCAUAUCCUGCAGUCAAGAAGUCAACUUCUUAGCAUUGUCCUCUAAAUAAAAAAAGCACCUUGGAUGAUAUUCUGAGUGGUAAUUUUGCUGCACAAUAUAGUCCUUCAAACUGAAUGUUCAAGGAAAGUAUAGAAAAUAGCAAGUGCCCUGGAGUAGAAGGAAGAGCUAGUAGUUCCAUUUGCCAGUCACACCUUUGCUGUUCCUUCAGCUCUUUGCUCCAGAUUUGUGGAUCGGUGAGUUCCAGCUCCCAAACACUGACAUAUUCCCCCACAGCAUUUUACAAGAUUUGAAUAUUGCCUGGGUACUAAAAGGUGACAAUAAUUACACACUCCUUUAGGAUUACAGGUGCACCCCCUAAGCAAAGCCCUGUUGGUAUUUACACUGCUAAGCCCCUGCUAAGGGGACAAAUAAGAAACAGGCUUCUUGAUACCAGAGAAAAAUGAAAGCAAGCUCAUGAUCCAUACUGUAGUUGGGAGAUCAGUUCACCCUGAGUAAAGCAUCCCUCUUUCAGUCCUUGAAUUUUGAGAAAACAGUCUUCUGACUCAAGAGUUUGAGUUGCCAUACAAAGAGGAAGCCCAGGCUCUUUUGCAAGUUGUGUGCAAGCUGUAGCAGAGAUGAUAAGCAGGAGCUGCUUCAGCUGUCAGCGCCUUCUAACAAACUGCUCUGUAAUUGCCCAGGAUAGUUGGGAACCACCAAAGUCAGAGGAGACAGCCUGACCUGUUACAGUGAAUUGUUGCCUUUAAUCCUAAUUGCUUGGUGAAAGUUGGAUUUGCAUUCUGCCUUUAUUCUUGCUUUGUCUAAAACUGACAGAUUUUUUUUUUCCUCCAAAAUAAUAAAAGGGCAAAAGUCUAUCUUCUGAUGGUGAAACCUUCUGCCUCUGACCUGGAAUCCUGCAUAUGUACUUUUUACAGAUUAAAAAAUAAUAUUGUAUAUAAAAAAGAUUGAAUAAAGAAUGUCUUUAAGUGAAGAGAA